Molecule: messenger RNA, 1131 nt
Organism: Clonostachys rhizophaga
Lineage: Eukaryota; Fungi; Ascomycota; Sordariomycetes; Hypocreales; Bionectriaceae
Source: the annotation of a GenBank genome assembly
AUGGACAGUUUUUCUCGCGUCAGUGAAAUCUUAAUGCCUGUUUUUUCAAAGCAAGGGCCUUUCGUUUGCCUGAUUUUUUUCAGCACAACCGUUAUUCUGCUUCUUCUUCGGACAGUACUGAGUCGAGGGACGAAUAAACGACUGGAAUCAUGCUUGGAAAAGCCGAAGCUUGAUAGUUCAGUGGUGGUGGUCCCAACUAUAAAUCCUCUGGAGGAGUUUCGAUGGGAAAAUGAGCAGCAGCACAAGAUCCGCGCCUUCAAGCCAAUCUACCACAUCACAAUGGCUGUCAGAUCUGAUACGCCAUCAGAACUGAUCACGAUUGAUUGUGAAUAUCUCAAUAGGCUCCGUCUCAGAAGAGACAUUCUUCAAUCUGAGAAUGACACAGUUCAUGGAUGCACCUCAAUGGGAGAAGAUUCAGUUGAGGAGCUAUACACUUAUCUCAUCACCGAUUAUCUACCAAGCCGCUAUCCAACCAUGUUCAAACUUUCAUAUGACAAAUCCAUGUUUUUCAACCUGGUCACUGGAGAAAACCAUCCCACCACCCCACCGAGCGAUCCGAAGGCUGCAUUGAAAAUCCUCGGCACCACAGUUGAGGAGGACCUCUUCCUGCUCAAGAACACGCCGGAUGGCCACCAGUGCGUUGCUUUCGUGUGCUGCUUUCCAUCUGGAUGGAACCCGUCCGCAAAAUUGGGGGCACACAUGACAAAGAUUCACACAACAGUCCCUUCAUAUGAGAAGAUUGGACCUAGCAUUGAGAGGUUCUUCUCAAGGCUGCAAGUGGGUAAAGGCGUCAAGCGGAGCAAUUGGACCGUUCAAACACAUGACAAACUUUUCAACGUCAAAGGCAACCAUAUCAGGCCUGGCGAAGAGGCUGAAGAGGAAGAUAUCGAGGUCGACAAGACAUUCGUGCGCGUCGAAUUGCAAACUUUGACGCGAAUGCCCAAGAAUCAAGCUGUACUCUUUUCCUUCAAGACGUAUCUUUAUCCGAUUCAAGAAGUAAAAGCUGAGGGUCUGGGUACUGAGUUUGCCGAUGCCAUUGAAGGAUUGCAAAAGGGCAAUGCCCCGGGCAUGUGGAGGUACAAAGGUGCAAUUAGAUGGGGCAAGAGUGUAUGUGAAUACCUUCGAGCGUAG